Molecule: messenger RNA, 1243 nt
Organism: Macroventuria anomochaeta
Lineage: Eukaryota; Fungi; Ascomycota; Dothideomycetes; Pleosporales; Didymellaceae
Product: Nicotinate/Quinolinate PRTase C-terminal domain-like protein
Exons: 6
Coding region: 68-1243 (391 amino acids)
Biological process (GO): NAD+ biosynthetic process
Molecular function (GO): nicotinate phosphoribosyltransferase activity
Source: RefSeq, a predicted model, not a curated record
CCAAUUCGACGCGUUCCUUCCUCGCAACAACACGGCUACGGCAGUCGCGAACGUGCCCGAGGGCGUCAUGUCCCUUCUGGACACUGACCUUUCCAAAUUGACUAUGCAAUGUUGCGUACUCAAGUUCUUCCCGGAUGUAUCAGUCACGUACAGCUUCACAAACUGGACGCCUGACAAGAAGCUCAGUCGCGCGGCUUUCAAGUGGCUACAAGCACAGGUAGAGAAGCUUGAGAACAUUCGCAUCUGCCCCUACCUGAACAGCCAGUACCUCCGCUUCCUUUCCACGUUCCACCUUAAGCCUGCGACCCAGCUUAAGCUGUCCUUCACCGCGAUUAAUGACACUGGCUCAGACAAAGAUCUUGGCGACUUCUGCAUUGACACUGAAGGAUUAUGGCUAGAUACAAUACUCGAGGCAUACUUUAAGUCUGUUGAGAAGGCCUGGUCAUAUGAGGGGCAGGUCGAGAAGGCCUACCAGAAGGGCUCAAAGCUGCUGGAAGGAGGCUGCAUAUUCUUAGAAUUCGGCACAAGGAGGCGGAGGGAUUACUACACACAGGAUCUGGUUCUGCAAGGACUGCGCCGAGCAGCGGACGAGGGCAAGACAUCAGGGUGGAGUGGCAAGCUGUUAGGGACAAGCAACGUUCACUUUGCGCACAAGCACAAGCUGGUGCCCAUUGGCACAGUCGCGCACGAGUGGUUUAUGGGUAUCGCAGCAAUCACGAAUGACUACGUGCACACCAAUAAAAUCGCACUGGAGUACUGGACAGCGACAUUCGGCGAGGGCGUCUUGGGCAUUGCGCUGACCGACACAUUUGGAACACCUGCCUUCCUGAAGGCUUUCAAGAAGCAGAUUCCCAACAUCACGACUGCUAUUGAAGUUACACAAUUGCUCGCCUCGACCGAGCCACCGAUCUAUGCUGGGCUUGAGGGCGCGAAUCGACCACGCAAGACUUUCGCAGAGGUGUUCACCGGCGUGCGCCAGGAUUCUGGAGACCCACUGGACUUCGUCAAGAUGAUGCGCGAGUUCUACGACCAGGAGGGGAUUAAGGACAAGAAGGCCAUUAGGCUGGUUUCCUCCGCGAAGGGUCGACACGCUGUUAAGAUCAGUGACAACAUCGGCAAGAACAACGGCGAUAAGGCUACCGUCGAGGAAGUCAAGAGGAGGCUUGGAUAUACUGAAAAGGAGUGGGCUGGCGGAGACGAGAAGACACGAUGGGGAACCGCGAAGGAGCCGGCCAAAUCAUAA